AUUCUCAAAGUUUUAAAUGGACCAGUAGAAAGUUGGAGGCACUCCACUUAACUGUUUGGUAGGGCAGGAUAGAGACGAUGAUGAUGGAUUACCAAGAAAAAGGGCCUAAAGUGGAUGUAUCUUAUGGAGAAAGGCGUGUCGGUGGAUUCAUGGCAACUGAGACCAUCCCGACAGCUGGUGAUCACCGGAAGUGGCUGACUCAUAAUUCACCAUCUCUCAGGAUUCAGAAUGAACCUGACCAUAUCUUUAAAUUCAACAUCUAAGCUCCAAACCAAUUGGAGUUUUCCCUACCACAGCAUCCUGACCUGCAGGAAUACUACCGACAUUACUAUGUUUCUCGUCACGUUAUAUAGCAUGGAAACUAUUCUAGGCAUUCUAGGAAAUCUGUGCUUGAUUGUUAUCUUAACCAAACAUCAGGACAAAGCCAUCGUGACAAAUAUAUUUAUUGCCAGCUUAAUAGCGUCAGACCUGAUCAUGUGCAUCUUCUGCCUACCGUUCACCAUUGCCACCGUCUUGUUGAAGUACUGGCUAUUUGGUGAGGGUAUGUGCCGAAUGAUCUCAUUUAUUCAGUGUAUGUCUGUGACGGUGUCCAUUUUGUCACUUGUUCUUAUUGCUUUAGAAAGGCACCAGCUCAUUAUUAACCCAACAGGCUGGAGGCCCAGCAUCUCCCAAGCCUAUCUGGGCGUUGCUGCUGUCUGGAUCUUUUCUGCUAUCUUGUCCCUGCCUUUUGUAACUAUCUCUAUCUUGAAUAAUGUUGACCUGGCACAGUUCCACAUAAUGGAUUCCUAUUCAACCAAGGCCAUGUGUAUGUAUUCAUGGCCUUCGGAGAAAUAUCAGUUCAUUUAUUUCACUGUGUUACUGCUGCUACAGUACUGCAUUCCCCUUAUCUUUAUUGUUGUGUGUUACCUACAUAUUUACCUCCAGCUCCAGAAGAGGGAAGGUAUGUUUAAGAAUCACGACUUCAGUUGCCGAAGGGUUCAACUGAAGCGAAUCAACAUCCUGCUGGCUUGCAUGGUUGUUGCCUUUGCAGUCUGCUGGUUGCCACUGCAUGUUUUUAACAGCAUUGCUGACUGGAACUACAAAAUCAUUCCUAAUUGUCUCCAUGAUUUGAUCUUCUCAUUAUGUCAUCUUGUAGCUAUGGCAUCUGCUUGCAUUAACCCUAUCAUCUAUGGCUUUCUAAAUAAGAAUUUCAAAAAAGAAGUGAAGGAUCUGAUUCUGAAUUGCCAGCGCCGUUCUUCCCUGCAAGACUAUGAGAAUGUGCCUCUCUCCACCUUGCAGACCGACAUCUCCAAGGGCUUUGCACGGAUGAACUGUCCACAGAGUCUCUCUUGUGCUGUGACAACAGACUUGAAAUCCUGAGACGCAGAUUACAACACUAUAUACCCCUGUGUGAAAAUCCCACUGAAUACUGUAGAACUGGGUUGUUGUAAGUUUUUUGAGUUGUCUGGCCAUGUUCCAGUAGCAUUCUCCCCUGACAUUUCAUCUGCAUCGAUAGCAGGCAUCUCAGAGGUUGUGAGCUCUGAUAUAUAAAUCGGAUUUGUAUAUCUGUGGACUGUCCAGGAUGGGAGAAAGAGGUAGAUGUGAAUGUUUCAAUUGGCCACCUUGAUUAGCAUUUAAUGGCCUGGCAGUUUUCAAGGUGUGACUUCUUACUGCCUGGGGGAAUCCAUUGUUGAGAAGUGAUUAGCUGUCCCUGAUUGUUUCUUGUCUGGAGUUCCCCUGUUUUUGAAUGUUGUUCUUUAUUUACUGUAGAACUGGUUUCCCAGUAAUUUAUUAGUAAUGAUGGAUAGGAUUGUGCUGUUUGGAUUUUACAUGUGAAACUUAAA
Messenger RNA from Anolis sagrei ordinatus, 1823 nucleotides. Lineage: Eukaryota; Metazoa; Chordata; Lepidosauria; Squamata; Anolidae. The record is from RefSeq and is a predicted model, not a curated record.